AUGAGCCUCAAUACUCGUCUGAUUGCUAGAUCAGGAGCAUAUAUAAUUACGGGUUUACGAUUUUAUCGCUUGUCGAAAAUCCACCAUCUACAGUUAGAAACCAUUUCUGAAUUAUUUUCAGAUCAUAACCAAAGAUAUUGUUUCAGACAUAUGUAUGCAAAUUUCAAUAAAUACUACAAAGGUACAAAGCUACGUGACAUGGUACGCAAUGCUGCACUAUGUUAUAAGGAAAGACAUUGGAAAGUAAACAUGGAUGAGCUUUUGAAGUUGUCUCCAAUAGCAGCAACAUAUAUGAUGAGGGAACUUCCAAAACAGUGGUCUAGGGCCUUUUAUGACCAGUCCACAAGCUCUGAGCACACUAACAACAACUUCUGUGAGUCCUUCAACAACAUGCUUGGCCCAAUGAGAUACAAGCCCAUUUGUAAUAUUGGAAUGAUGUAUGGUCAACUCAUUAUGGGUAUGUUUUAUAAAAGAAGAGCCGAGGAUGAUAAGUUGGAACUUGGACAGUUGGUGCCAAGUGUUUUGAAGUUGAUCAAGAAGAUGCAGAAAUGCGCAGGUCACUUGAGAGUUAAUGGAGCAGUUUAUGGCAGUUGCAUUCAGUGGCAACUUAGAGGAAUACGUUUCCUACAUGGUAUAUGUGUAUUGAUGGAUAUGAGAACCAAUUGGGCUGAUUAUUGUAACAACUGUUAUCUGGUUGAUGCUCUGAGAGCUACUUAUGCUCUUGAGAUGGAGGACAGUUUCAAAAUGAGACCUCCUAUUGACAUCAGAAAACCAGGAAUACCAUGUAAGAAAAGAAAGAGAGAUUAUGAUAAAGGUCACACAGAGAAGAAGGUUAGAAGUUGUACAAGAUGCAAGUUAAUUGGGCAUAACAAGAGAACAUGUGUGGGUGCACCUGUUGGAUCUAAUCCAAAAGGAAAGAGGCAGAGAACCAUGGUUCAAGGAGGAUCUCACUCCACUUCUUAUCCAGAUCCAGCUGAACUUAGUAUUAGUAGUAGAGCUACAAGAGGAACAAGAGGGAUAUGA
Molecule: messenger RNA, 1023 nt
Organism: Papaver somniferum (opium poppy)
Lineage: Eukaryota; Viridiplantae; Streptophyta; Magnoliopsida; Ranunculales; Papaveraceae
Exons: 6
Coding region: 1-1023 (340 amino acids)
Source: RefSeq, a predicted model, not a curated record